Molecule: messenger RNA, 3663 nt
Organism: Pygocentrus nattereri (red-bellied piranha)
Lineage: Eukaryota; Metazoa; Chordata; Actinopteri; Characiformes; Serrasalmidae
Gene: mtnr1c
Product: melatonin receptor 1C
Exons: 2
Coding region: 285-1343 (352 amino acids)
Biological process (GO): G protein-coupled receptor signaling pathway
Cellular component (GO): membrane
Molecular function (GO): melatonin receptor activity
Source: RefSeq, a predicted model, not a curated record
CGAGCGGCGCGAGCUCGCGGGAAAAGUAGCUGAGCUGAGAGCCGCGGGCGCUUCAGCCGCUCGCGCCGCGUCGCUCAUCUUCGCCCCCUGUUUAAUGCCGCGAGGAUGCGGGAGGGCGCGCGGUCCUGCUCGCGUGAAGCCACUGGCGCAGCAGUGAGCGCGCGAACCGAGCCGCGGCGUCCCCGUCACCGGUCAGCCUCUCGGAUGCCAGCGGACGCGCGGGAGCGGCUUGGGCGCCGGGAGGAGCGCGCGGGGGGCGAGCCGGCUCGAGGCUGAGGAGGAGGAUGGCGCUGGAGGGGAACGCGAGCUGCGCCGACUGCGUGUCCCAGAGCGCGCGGAACAGCAGCCCGGGCGCUCAGGCAGCCUCCGGCCCCGUGACCGGCACGCUCGCGGGCAUCCUCAUCUUCACCAUCGUGGUGGACAUCGUGGGCAACCUGCUGGUCAUUCUGUCCGUGUGCAGGAACAAGAAGCUGAGGAACGCAGGUAAUAUCUUCGUGGUGAGCCUUUCCGUGGCCGACCUGGUGGUUGCGCUGUACCCAUACCCUCUGGCCCUGCUGGCCAUUUUCCAUAAUGGCUGGACGAUGGGCUACCUGCACUGCCAGCUGAGCGGCUUCGUCAUGGGCCUGAGCGUGAUCGGCUCCGUCUUCAACAUCACGGCCAUCGCCAUCAACCGCUACUGCUACAUCUGCCACAGCCUGCGCUACGACCGGCUGUACACGCGCAGGAACACCUGCUUCUACCUGACCCUCACCUGGCUGCUGACCGCUGUGGCCACCUUGCCGAACUUUCUGGUGGGGUCCCUGACUUACGACCCCCGGAUCUUCUCCUGUACCUUCGCGCAGACGGUCAGUUCUUCCUAUACAGUCUGUGUGGUGCUCGUCCACUUCCUGGUGCCGCUGGGAGUGGUCUCCUUCUGCUACCUGCGCAUCUGGACCCUGGUGAUCCGAGUGAAGGGUCGGGUGCGGGCCCGGCCGGGCGCGCGGUCGGCCGACUUGCGCAACUUCCUGACCAUGUUCGUCGUUUUUGUGCUCUUCGCCGUCUGCUGGGCGCCGCUGAACUUCAUCGGGCUGGCCGUGGCCAUGGACCCCGCCCGAGUGGGCCCAAACAUCCCUGAGUGGCUCUUCGUCACCAGCUACUUCAUGGCCUACUUCAACAGCUGCCUGAACGCCAUCGUCUACGGCCUCCUGAACCAGAACUUCCGCCGUGAGUACAAGCAGAUCCUGCUGGCGCUCUGCACGCCGCGUGCGCUCUUCUCGGACAGCUCCAAGUACAACACAGACGCCUACAAGAGCAAACAGUCGCCUGCUGGGACCAACAACAAUCUGGUGGAGGCUCAUCUCUGAAGGGGCGGGGAUAAACGUGAACACGGCGAAGGGCUAACCAUGCAGCCGUAUGCAAAAUGGGAGAUGUUGAAAGGUUAGCAAGGGUUUGAGGAACCUUUAGACGCAGACUCCAAAGACUUCAGAUGAAGACUCCAGGUUUACAUCCAAAUCCAAACAGCCAAAAAGCUAGCAUACAAUCGCCAUGCUAGUCUCACAUAUGGCAAAGUAACCAUGGCUCAAGUCUCACGUCGUGUCACCAUCACAUACAUUACUUCGAUGGCUGAAGAGCUCGCCCUACCAGCGUGCACAUCGCACACAUUCCUGGAGCAAACACAAAUCAAGCAUGCUGCUAUCCACAUCACAUGAAUUCAAGAGCCUAGCUACAAUCACACAUUACUUCCUGUUACGCAGCUAACUCAAAUGGAGUCAAGAAGCCAGCCUACAGUCAUGCAUGCUAGUGGCUACAUCACACACGUUCCUCAAGUGACCAAAGCAUCGCCUACAAUCACACGACAGUCUACGCCAAACAGAUUCCACAGUCAUCAAAGAAGCUUGUAUACAUCUCAUGUUAGCAUCUCAUUUCUAGAGACUAGUCCUUAAGCUAAAGCUUUCCUAGACACAAUUUAAGGCCAAUCCAGGGAUUAAAAGGGAAUUUGUCCCAUUUUUAAAAAAAGUUCUGUGUAAUUCAGUGGUUGAGCUGCAAAGUCAUUCAGAGUGAUGUGAUGUGAAAUAGUUUGUUGUAGAGGAACUUACUGACUCAAAUAAACCGAAACUGACCGACAGUAAGCCGUUUUGUUUCCUAGCCAAAGUGACCAGUAAACCUGCAUGAGUUUUUGACAGAGAUGUGGACUCGAGUACAAUGACUUGGACUCAUGUCCGAAGUCACUGAUUUGAUGACUCUAGACUCGACUCAAGAAAGUCAAGAAAGACUUGGGAAUCGACUUUGACUUCACCACCAGUGACUGGGACUCUGUGAUGAAGAAUGCAGACUGACUGGUUUAGGACUAGAACUAUUGACUUGGGACUCAACUUGAGACUUGCCUGUACUGACUCGGGACUUGAACAGAGACUCGACUAUUUUGACUUGAGGCUUGAACGUGAACACUUGAGACUUACUUGUUGUUUGCAACCUAGUGAUUUGUUCCCACCUCUGGUUUAUGAUGGUAAAAGUGGCAAAUUUGAAAGACAUUAAUUUCUUUGGGAACUAUUUUGCCUCUCGCUCACCUGCAUGUACCUCUCUGCCUUGAAUGUAUUUAAAAAGUACAUUCCAGAUCAAAAGCUUGCCAUCUUGAAUCUAUCGUAACACAACAUUUCAGACAUCAGGCAACCACUUCAUGCAAGACCUUUCCAUGAGGGAGCUUUUAGAGACGACUCUUCAGACGUCUGGUUCCUAUCACCACCACUGUGAGCAGUUCUGAUGUAAUGCUAAAUCUAUCUUGAACAGAGUACUUUACAUCAAACACCUGAGAAAUAGGUAGAAUAUCCCUUAAUAGUGACUGACACAUCGCCAAAGAUUUUCCGUAGCAAUCUGAACGGAAUCUGAGUCCUUAAAGCCAGUUUAAAUACCAAGAGAAUUGCAGUUUAUCAUGGAAUUAGUGCCAGAUUCCAAGAUGAAUGAGCUGAUGAGUUGAAUCAGUGGAACAAUCUGUUGCCAACUCGGCCUGGGAGGCUGAUAAUGACUUACAGACUUUUUUUUUCUGGUGCUGGUCAAAUUUUAAGUGAACAAUCCUCUUUGUGUCUGGAGAGCAGGCUCUGACAAUCAGAUGUGUUUGUCUUCUUUGCUGAUCAGGUUUCUGUGGGCUCAAACUAUCCAGAACCACGUCUGAACGUGAUCUACAUCCUCGUCUAGGCUGAUUUAUACUUCAGCAGCAUAUUUGUGUCGAGACACAGAGAUGGGGUUUAAGGGUACAAGUAAAAAAUCUCAACUAUACAUUACAUGAAGUUAACAUGGUGCUGCACGUCUAAAUAAACCACAAUACCGUCCUUUGAAAAGGACAGAAGGUUUUCUUGUAUUUGAGUGUAUUCAACAAUAUUGCCACAAACAGUCCUCAAGAAGAGUGUAAACAUCUUUGAUCUAUGUUGUACUCAUUUCACCUCUAUCCAUUCACUCUUUACUGCAGCCUUUCCCGGUGUAACGAAAAUAGGUGCAUUGACGAGUUUCGCCAAAACUUGCGUAAGCAGUUCGCAGAAAAGUGUGGCUAUACAUCUACACAUGACAAGUUAACCUGAAAAGAGCCAAAAAACCUACUUGAUUAACCUCGUAAGAGCUCACACUGAGAAAUCUGAAAGAAAUCAGAGUAAGAGCUCACACUGAGAAAUCUGAAAGAAAUCAGAGUAAGAG